Messenger RNA from Solanum stenotomum, 639 nucleotides. RefSeq lists its product as uncharacterized. The record is from RefSeq and is a predicted model, not a curated record. The coding region runs from base 1 to 639 and encodes 212 amino acids. NCBI's taxonomy places the organism in Eukaryota, Viridiplantae, Streptophyta, Magnoliopsida, Solanales, Solanaceae. The transcript has 4 exons.
AUGAGUAAGUUUUUGUUUGGGGUAUUCGAUCUGGUGAAGACUGAGUACAGGAAUGCUAUGCUUUUAGGGGAUAUGUAUAUCUCCGGACUAAUGACUCAUGCUCAGCAGGUUGAGGGAGAUAAGCUUAGGGAAUUGCCUAAGAAUAAUAAAAAGGCCAUAACAGGAAACUAUGAAUACUCACAACAAAAGUCGGACGAUGGGAAUUGCUCACAGUUUCAGCAGAGGUCUACAUCCCCAGCACCUUCAUCAGCUAGUGCCCCAUCCUCUAGGUUUCAAUUGGAUCAGAAAGGUAGGGCAUUAGGCUGUAGGUCUCACAGGAAUGCUUCAGGCAACAACAAUACGGCUCAGUCUACAGCACCAGUAGGUCAUCCAACGCAGCAAGGUACUUCAUCUGGUACAAGUGGCGGUCAGUGCCAGAACAAGUUGUAUGCUCUUCAGGCUAGCCAGGACCAUGAAGAUUCUCCUGAUAUAGUUACUGAGUAUGUUGCUUUCCUUGGUCAUGUGUUAUCCAGUGAAGGGAUUCGAGUGGAUUCUAAGAAAUUGGAGGCAACUAGGUUGACUACAGCUCCGGCCUUGUCUCUACCAGAUGGUUCAGACGGUUAUGUGAUUUAUUAUGAUGCAUCCAAGGUUGUGUGCUGA